Messenger RNA from Oreochromis niloticus (Nile tilapia), 1450 nucleotides. Its product is annotated as cytochrome c-a-like. The record is from RefSeq and is a predicted model, not a curated record. Gene Ontology annotation, molecular function: electron transfer activity; heme binding. NCBI's taxonomy places the organism in Eukaryota, Metazoa, Chordata, Actinopteri, Cichliformes, Cichlidae.
AAAGAAAAAAAUGACAUUUAUUAUAUUUUAUCUGAACACAAGACCCAGUCCUGCUCAGGGCAUCCACAUAUGUCAACAUGGAUGUGAGGCAGUUUUUUUCUUCCUAAGGAAAGACCUCAUUGUGGGCUGGGUGUCGCUUUGCAGAGUCCUAAAAGCAAGGUAGCCCUGAUUUCACAACCACGCACGUGCAUGAGCACACACAUUUUACCUCCCCCGACACUGCAGUCAUAACUCCACCAUACCUCGCCUACCUUCAGAAGCAGUGGGAGUGUCCUACUGAACCACUGCAUAUUCAACCACCAUUAUAAUUUUGAGAUCUUACUUUCUGAGCUUCAAACUAUCCGGCGCAACGCUGAAGCUGAAGCUAAACACUGAACGUCUGUGCAGAGAACAUCUUGAUCCACAUUUCAUAACUUGUGCAUUAACAGGCCGGAAGUUGCCACUGGUGAUGGGGGAUGUCAAGAAAGGAAAGAAAGUGUUUGUGCAGAAAUGCUCCCAGUGCCACACGGUGGGAAAGGGGGAGCGCCACAAGGUGGGGCCCAAUCUGUGGGGACUGUUUGGAAGGCAAGGGCAAGCACCUGGCUACUCCUAUACACAGGCCAACAUUGAUAAAGGUAUUGUAUGGGAUGAAGACACUCUGAAUGUUUACCUAGAAAAUCCAAAAAAGUACAUUCCAGGCACCAAGAUGAUCUUCAGUGGCAUCAGAAAGAAAAAAGAGAGAAAGGAUAUUAUAACCUACCUAAAGGAAGCCACCUCUGAAUAGCACACACAAUGCAGAAUGCACAGCCAGAGACGGGCACAAUGCACUGCACAUCUAUGGAUAAAACUAAGUGUUCUCUUGAUGUAUAUGUUUAUCAUCACACAAGUCAGACAUCUUUGAAACUUUGCAGUCAGGGCAUCUGUGAGAGCUUUUUUUAUUUUUGUUGUUUUACAGCCACUUAUGUGGCACACAAACUACUGCUGAUCGAUGCUUGUGUGGAACAUUGUUAGAACUUUGUUUUCUGUUAACGUUCACUGUUCAUAAGUGUUUUCUGUUUAGAUGUAUGAAAUUGGGCAGGCUUUGUGUAAGAGGUUUUUAAUCAUCUUUUCAAACCACUGGGUGUUACAGACUUCGAUCGCUACAGGGCUGCACUUUACUUUCACUGAAUUCAUUUCUGUUUUUGUUUCUGUUCUUUGUUUUUUUAUGGAUUGUAUGGUCAACAAAUAGAUUGCUGUUGUAUCAAAAAAAGAUAAGAGAAUAAGGAACAAUGUAAAGUGCUUAGAUUAAUUUAACAGGCCUCAUUCUUUAUACUGAGUUGGCAUGCUAUUUUACAUUUGCCAAACACCAUUGACUUUGACCUUGUAGUGUUUAGUUAAUCUUAUAUUAAAGACUUGCAUAAAAACACAGCUGGUGUGAUUUUUUUAAGGUUGCCAUUUGUUUUCUUGAAGCACUGCUUUGUUUUUAAUAUGU